AUGAAGUCAAUCAACUAAGAUCAAUACAAGACUGUAAUUAAUAAUCCUAAGCAAAUUAUGAAAUAGGUUAUGAGAUCAUCAAAAGAUUCUAGACAUAAUUUAAAAGAAACAUCUAAAUUCUAAGAAAGGACUGGAUUCAGCGGAGCCACUUAUAAUUCUACUACAGUAUCCAUUUACCACAAAAACGCUAGAAGCUUAAUGAAUCAAUCAAUUGAUAGAGCCAAUCAAAUAAAAAAGCAAAUAAUUAAGCAUAGAAUGGCUUCCUCUUAAGCAAUCAACGGUAGAAACAGAAUUAAUGACAUGAGUUUUUAAUCAAGAACCUAGUAGACCAUUGACUUCAGGAGAAAUAAAAUGCAAAAUGAUAUCUAAAGCAUGCUUAAUCGCACAUUUUAGGAUAUGAAAUUAAUAAAAGAUAGUGGUGUAAUCAGUGGGUCUAAAAAUUUAGAGUAGCAUUCAAAACUAAAUAAUCAUGGGCAUGUUAAAAGAAUUAUCAAUCAAUUCAUGAAACAGGAUAUUGAGCAUAUCAAGAACGAAUUGAAACAUGACAAAAGAGAUUUCAUUCCUUUUGAUUUUCUAGAUCACUAAAGACAUAACAGACCUUAUGUUAAGAAAACAAUAGUUUUUAGACCAAGAAAAGAAAAGGAUAAAAUUGAAUUCGCUGAUGAAAUCCCUCGAAGAUGGAAGGAGCAACCUAAUUCUCCACUUAAAAAUACAAAAUAUUUCGAUUAACUUGAGCAUCAUGAAAUGGAAAAACUUUAGAAAUCAUUUGUUCCUAAUGAGUAAAGUCGAAAUAUCGAAGAGGAAAAUAACGUAUAGGAGAUUAAGCUAAAUAAAACUUCAGACUUGAUAAAAAAAUAUUCUGUUCAUAAUAUAUCUUAAAGUCCAAUAAACAAAGCCAGAAAACUUAAAGCUGCUUUGAAUUAGGAGAAAGACUCAUUGUUGUAGAGAUCCAGUUCCUCUAGCAGAAAAAGAUAGAUGCAAAAAUAGAAAAAGAAAUAGUUCAAAAUAUCAUUAUUCAAGAACAAUAUAUUUACUAGCUUGACAAACAAUUAUAAAAAUACCUCAUUCUCUUAAAAUUCACCAUAAGAAUACAGAUUGAAUUAGAGCAUACUUAAUUCAACUAAUUUCAGUGAUUUUUUGGGAAACAAUCCUAAAGUUGUUGAAGAUCUUAACUCUUAAAAUCCAGAGAUGAUGCCUUCGAGAUUUAAGCAUUCAUUUAUCAAUGGUGAUCAGUAAUUGUUUAAGGAGCUUGAGUAGCAUAAAAGGAGAUCUUAUUUUAAAGUAAAAGUCUUUGAUAAGGAUUCACUUAUUUAAUAAAAUAAGAAUAAAGUAGAAGGAAUAACUGAUUUACCAGAAGAUGAAACAAUAAUUGAGAGUAUGGUAGUCAAUAAUCUCAAUAAAAGAUGUGGUACUGCAAAUUUCAAAAGUUCUAUUGAAAGAUAAUUCAUCAACGAGAAAAAAGAAAAAGCUCCUCCAGUAGGAUCUUAUGAUUACAGUACAAGUCAGCUGUAUGCUAAAAUGAAAAAUGAAAACCUAGAUUUACUCAAAAUUCCUGGUAGAAAAGAACAAAAAGACGUUGACGGGGAUCUUAAUUACAAAGGUUUACUGAAUAACUUUAAUUAUUCAACUUUCAAAGAAGCUAAUGGGCCAACUUUUAACAAAAUACAGCCAAGAGAUGAUGUAAGUUUCUUGAAGCACUUAGCAAGAUACUAAAUGGCUCGUUAACUAGGCAUGGAUAUGCAGGAAUUCGAAUAGCUUUGGAAGAUUGACAAAUAAGGUGUGUAUGAAAGAUUACUCAUGCUUAGAAAAAGCUGA
Messenger RNA from Stylonychia lemnae, 1815 nucleotides. The record is from the annotation of a GenBank genome assembly. Lineage: Eukaryota; Ciliophora; Spirotrichea; Sporadotrichida; Oxytrichidae.